GCAGUAAACAUAUCGGAUGACAGCAUGUGAGGCGCGGAUGAGAAACCGGUACCGGUGGUCUGGAGUUUCCCUCUUACUUACUUCUCUGGGUAGUUAUUGGAAACGCUCGAAGGUGGCGGCGACUCCGAAAAAUCCUCCGACAAUGGAGCCCUGUCCCGAAGCGGCGCCGCUGUUUACGUUCGGGGUCAUAGCCGACAUCCAGUACGCGGACAUCGAGGACGGAUAUAACUUCCAUCAGUCGAGCCGCCGGUACUACCGGAGCAGCCUGCGGCUCCUCGGGAACGCGCAGCGGCGCUGGGAAGAAGACAAGCCCAGCUUCCUCCUCCAGCUGGGGGACAUCAUAGACGGCUUCAACAAGCGCGACGGCGCGUCGGAGCGGGCGCUGGAGGCGGUGCUGGGGCAGCUCCGGAGCGGCGGCCCCGCGGAGGUGCACCAUGUGUGGGGUAACCACGAGUUCUACAACUUCAGCCGGAGCGCGCUGCUCGGCUCCGAGCUCAACAGCGCGCACCGCGGGGCCGAGAGCCCCGUCGGCUCCCCGGCCAGAGCCGACAUCUACGCCUACCACUUCACGCCGUUCCCCGGGUUCCGGUUCGUGGUGCUGGACGCGUACGACGUGAGCCUGCUGGGCCGAGAGGAGCAGAGUGAGGAGUACCGCCGAGCCCUGAGCCUGAUCCGGAACCACAACCAGAACCAGGACCUCAACUGCCCUCCAAUGUGUUUCGGCCUCAAUCAGAGGUUCACCAUGUUCAACGGUGGCUUCAGUCAGGACCAGCUGGACUGGCUCCAUUCCGUUCUGUCUGCUGCCGAUGAAAACCAGGAGAAAGUCACUAUCAUCAGCCACCUCCCCGUCCAUCCUGCAUCCACCACAUUCGUUUGCCUCGCGUGGAACUUCGACGACCUCCUGGCCGUCAUCCGCUCCCACCGCAGCGUGGUGUGCUACAUGGCCGGACACGACCACGACGGAGGCUACUGCUGGGACGGCGCCACCGGGGUGCACCACCUGACCUUCGAGGGGGUGGUGGAGACGCCGCCCGACAGCGACGCCUUCGCCACGGUCUUCGUCUACGAGGACAGGAUGGUGCUGAAAGGCAGCGGCAGGACCAGUGACAGACAGCUUCUGUUCCGUCACCCUGAGGAACCGGCUGAUGGGGGAUCUGAAUGUUCUGAACUCUCAGAUGAUUAGAACUAUCAUUAUUUUAGACCAAAAUUCACAAUCUGAUGUAAACUAAGCAAGUGGAUAUCUCAAUUUUAGGUUCCUUUUAUGCAUCUGAAACAUGCAAACUUUAAAUAUCAAUCAGUCAUAGAAGUUAGAAAUAAGAUCUUAAUUUCAAUCUCUUUGCAAAUGAAUGAUAAUACCUCUAAUGAUAUAUUUUAGCAGUUGUGCCUGCCACUGCAGUCUCGUUUGGUCGGUUGUCCAAGCUGCAAACCGACUGUAGAUUCAGUAACGAGCAGUGGAUGGAAGUCAGCGUUCUUUGUUCACCACUCCAGUUUCAGACGUGGCAUUUUACCCGAACUUCAUUGUCAGACGGUGACACAGCGUUUUUAUUCAGUAUCAUAUUCCACUGGUAUCCAGUGGCAGUUUUCUGGCAUGGAUGACAGGAUCGAAGGAGACUUUUGCACCCUCUAGUGGCAGGUGGUGUCCAUUCAGGGACGUGUCUUUUUAAUUUAGUGGUCUCCCUGAGGCAUUCAACUGGUUUACACUGGAUUUCAUGACGCUUCAGUGUCAUCCAGCGGUUCUACAACUUGAAAAUCUACUGGUAAAUCGUUGUGUGGUUCCUGUAUGGAACCUUAUGGCAAUCAGCAAGUGCUGUCUUGUGGCACUUUAAGGUUACUUUCCAGAAGAUGUGUGGCUUUUACACAGGGUCUGAUGACACCUUGUGUGCCUGUUUCAUCCACUGUCACUUCUGAAAAAUCAACCAAACACUAGACCAGCACUGGCCGAGAAAACAGACCUCUGCCUUUGAGACCCAAAGAUGAACAAAGCUCUGGCACUUUUGAAUUUUUAAAGAUUCCAAACUUACCCAGAUGUGUGAGAUGUUUGAGGGAUUAUUUGGCACUUUUCAGGAAGAAGUUUUUAAAUACAGUACCUCUUAUGUUUUUAUUCUAUUUAUAUUUAAAAUAUAUUUUCUCUAUUUGACAAAGUGAAUGAUACCUGCUCCUUUUAAUGUUUUAUUUUUUAGCAGCAGUAGAGGAAACGGGUGGUUUUCUUUUGCAGAUUGCACAGAAAUGUAAUCAUUUUUAAUGACUGUUUUACGGUGCGGUAUGGAGGCGUUUGAGUGCAGCGUGUUGCUGUAAUGACAGGAAGUCACGAUAUUCAAUCAUAAAAUAAAUGAUCU
This is a messenger RNA of Salarias fasciatus (jewelled blenny), 2336 nucleotides long. RefSeq names its product ADP-ribose/CDP-alcohol diphosphatase, manganese-dependent (gene adprm). The transcript has 3 exons. The coding region runs from base 17 to 1183 and encodes 388 amino acids. NCBI's taxonomy places the organism in Eukaryota, Metazoa, Chordata, Actinopteri, Blenniiformes, Blenniidae. The record is from RefSeq and is a predicted model, not a curated record. Gene Ontology annotation, molecular function: 2',3'-cyclic-nucleotide 2'-phosphodiesterase activity; ADP-ribose diphosphatase activity; CDP-glycerol diphosphatase activity.